Molecule: messenger RNA, 453 nt
Organism: Clunio marinus
Lineage: Eukaryota; Metazoa; Arthropoda; Insecta; Diptera; Chironomidae
Source: the annotation of a GenBank genome assembly
AUGCAUACUUAUUUACUAACCAAGAUGUUGAAGUUGAAUGAAAAUUUUCUCCCAUGUCAUCUGUUGCGCUUGAAAAUAACGAAAACUCGUUUCUCACAAAUACAAAGCAAACAAAAAGUGACCGAAAUUCAUGAAACAUGCGCAAUAAAUGUUGCUGAAGACUUUCAGAGCUUUUAUCUAGUUUGUUCUAUUAAAAUCAACUUCAGUAGUCAAAACAACAAGAAGAAAAAAUUACAAACUAAUUUGGAAAGUCGAGGUGAAACAGGUCGAUUGAAAAUAUUGAAAAAAAAGCACAAAGUUUAUGUAAAUAUUUCAUCGUCAGCUUUGGGGACAUGUUUGGUUCUCAGGUGGAAAGAUAUUAAAUUUCCACAAGACUUAAAUCACCCUUGUGGUGAUAUGAGUUGUUAUGUUGCUUAUGAAUGUUAUUUUAAUGGAAUGGUUUGUGAAACAUAA